This is a messenger RNA of Drosophila hydei, 686 nucleotides long. RefSeq lists its product as uncharacterized. Bases 75 to 563 code for a protein of 162 amino acids. The transcript has 2 exons. NCBI's taxonomy places the organism in Eukaryota, Metazoa, Arthropoda, Insecta, Diptera, Drosophilidae. The record is from RefSeq and is a predicted model, not a curated record.
CCAUUCGCAGCAGUUGGAACUAUACAAUCACAAAAAUCUAUAUCUGAAAAACCCUUUUCAAUCCAAAUCACAAAAUGUGCAAAUUGAGUCUGUGUCUCUUGUUGGCCGUCUUUGGUUGCCUGGUGGCCGAUAGUUUGGCGGGCGUGGUACGUGGUGCCGAUGUACAUCGCGAUAUUAUUGUGGUAAAGAAUGUGCGCGAUUUCGUCGCCCAGCAUCCGGGCCUGAAGAUGCAGCGUCUGGUGAAGCAGCCAGCUGGUCGGGCCAACGAGCAGUCCGUUCGCUAUACGCUCGGCGCUCGCAUCUCCGGCGACAGACUGGUUGCUCAGGGCGCCGAUGUGUUCCACUAUCAGGCACGCAAGGACGUUAGCCUGCAGAUAACGUAUCCGGAGUCGGGCGCUGGAUCCAUUGUGACCUUUGUGGAGCUGAUUUGCACCCAGGAUAACAACGAGGGCAAUGCCUAUGUGGUUGCCGGCGGCAUCGGCCAGCGCUUCAUAUCGAUUGUGCUGGAGGCUAAGCAGACCGAGAACUUCGCCUACCAGGCGCAAUACUUUGGUUCCGAUUAAGCGAACUGACAACUGAGCCUUAUUCUAAGUUAACCUUCCCAUUAUUUUUUUUGUCUAAUUACGUUGCUUUUCCUUUCAAACGAUAAUCGUAUUGUCCACUAUAAAUGAAUUACUAUCUAUAAA